AUGGCUUCCCCCACUAGCCCAACAGUCGGCCGCGCUGCCACCAACGGCAGCGUCGACGAAGAUGCGGUCCCAGGCGAGGACUCCAGCGAGGUAACCAAGCUGUUCGCCGAACGCCUGCAAGCAUGGAAACACGCCGUCGCAUACCUCGAAGACUACAUCACGGCGACGGAGAAGACCAACCACGCGCACGGCAAGGAGUACGAGCGCGUGUUGAAAACGGUGAAGGACCCGCUUAAAGAGGGGCAUCACUUUGACCAGUCGUUGGGAGGCAUUGCGGGCAUGUUUGAGAACAUCAGGAGCAACACACAGGGUAUCUCGAACCAACACUACGAAACCGCCAAACAGCUCAAGGGCCAGGUCCUCCCCACCUUCGACCGCCUGCACACCGAGAUCAAGAACAAGUCGAAGGAGCUUGCCAAGGGCGCUGGAAAACAGAGCAAGGCCGUUGAUAAGGCCCGCGCUCUCACCCAGAAGCACAUUGAGCACUUGGGUACCCACACGGCUACCUUUGACAGCACCGGUGGCCGUAUGACUGCCACCGAUGAUCCCUAUGUACUCCAGCGCGGUGUUCUGUUUCGGCUUAAUAGGCAGAUUCAGGAGGAGAACAACAACAGACAGGAUUUGAUCAGUGUGCAGAACAGUUUUGCUCAGUUUGAAGCUCAUGUCAUCCAGACCAUCCAACACGGCCUAGCCCAAUUCAUGCAAGUGGUCAACACUCAAUGUGACCAAACCAAGGCCAUGUACGGCGAUAUGGUAGGUGCCUCGCAGAAAAUCCCACUCGACUUCGAAUGGAACGGAUUUGUGGAUCGCAACAACACAAUUCUCAUCGACCCCAACGCGCCCCCGCGCUCCGUCUCCAACAUCAACUUUCCAAACCAAGACCACCGAUCCACCAAGCCCAUCAUCGCAGGCUCGCUGGAAAGAAAGGGCAAGAUCAUGCGCGGGUACGACACGAAUUACUACGUCGUAACGCCUUCCAAGUUUCUACAUGAAUACAAAACCGACGACAAUUUCGCAAAGGACCCUGUUCCCGAGAUGUCCCUGUACCUCCCCGACUGCGUCGUCGGCGCCGUUAGCGGGCAAAAGUUCAAUGUUAAGGGCAAGGACGUGUCCAAGGGGAAGCUGGGCAACUCUUUCUCUAUGAAUCACGAGCUUGCUUUCAAAGCGCACACGGCCGAUUCUGCAACCCAAUGGCACCAAGCAAUCAUGCAAGCCUGCGGGAAAUUGACGGGCGAGUUGCCCGCGGGCAGCACGCCUACCAGUCCCGUGGCAGACAAGAUGAGCCCCGUCAGCAGCAUCAACUCGCGCACAACGGGCACGCCGGCUGCCGAUGCCAGACAGCCUGCUGCCCUGCAAACAGAGGGUCUGUCAAAGACCAACAGCGUCACCAGCCCUGGCACUGCCAACACGGCAUCCGCCGCCACUCCCGCGAGUGCCACGACUCCUGCACCGACUAGCGGUGUUGCGGGCGAGCCUGGAAAGUACUAA
Molecule: messenger RNA, 1488 nt
Organism: Periconia digitata
Lineage: Eukaryota; Fungi; Ascomycota; Dothideomycetes; Pleosporales; Periconiaceae
Source: the annotation of a GenBank genome assembly